UUUCUACUUGUUCACUGAAUCACUACUUCGCGGGGUCAGCCAUCAACGCGUCAGCAGCAACUAGCAAGGCGCCAAGCGGCCCAGGACUCAGGCCAGCUCCAAGCGAACAGCCUACGUACGGCUCUAUACCUCUCGCCCUCUGAGUCUCGCGCGGGCUGCAGGCCAUCCGAGCUCCGGCUUCCGGCAUCCACCAGACGUCCUUAGAAUACGGUGCAGCGAGCAGCAAGUCGCCGAGCAGCCGAGCCACCGCCGAGCAGCCGAGCCGCCGCCGAGCGCCGAGUCUUCUAUGUUUGCUUCUCCGGUGAAAGGUGUUUGCUAGGGGACCAUGGAGGAGCACGGAGCGGAAGACCUCCUGUGCGAGGCGAUGGGAUCUGCGGCGCAGGUCGUGGUGGUAGAGGAUUGCGUGGAAGCACCGGGGGCCUUCGUCCUCCACCUCCUCCUCAAGCGCGCGCUCGCCGGCUGCGGCUCCGCUGCCUUCCUCGCCCUCGCGCAGCCCUUCUCCCAUUACGAUCGCGUCCUGCGCAAGAUGGGCUGUAACCUUUCCCUGCAUAGGAGGAAUGAGAGGCUUCAUUUCUUUGAAUUGCUAGGAUUCCCAGGUGGAGCAAGGGAAGGCACCAUUGCUGAUAGCUUUGCUCUAUUGUACAAUGAAAUUCAAAGACUGGUGGAGGCAAACAGGGCUGGAGAAAAUGAAGGCCAGUUCACCAUCGUUAUAGACGACGCUUCCCUGUUGGAAGUCGUGGCCCUUGGUUCUGUAAGCGAUGUGCUGGAUUUCUUGCACUAUUGUUUCACACUCACGUCUGAGAUGAAUUGCAAGCUAGUGAUCCUCAUUCACGAGGAUAUAUACGCAAAUGAGGAGAACAUGGGUCUCCUUUUACAUCUGCGCUACAUUGCGGAUCUUGUGAUUAAAGCAGCACCUUUAAGCACUGGUUUGGCUGCUGAUGUUCAUGGACAGCUGGCGGUUGUGAACAAGGGUACAUUCAGCGAGCAAAGGGCAAAAGCACAGAAAGUUUGGAACUUCCAUUUCAAAGUGAAAGAAAACGGUGCUGACUUCUUCUAUCCAGGGAGUAGACAUUAGGGAAUACUUGUAUACAGUAGAAACAACUCUGGUUGUGAUAACUGAUAACCAGUGCUGCUAUUCUUCGUGUACCUUGUGCUAAGCACAGUAAAGUUUUGUCCAAUCCUUCAUUUCACAAUUUUGUUUGUGUUCAAGUCAACAUAGCUUACAAAGUGUUCGCCACAGCCAAGUUCAUUGAGCUUGAUCUCGCACAAGAGACCUAUUUUGCA
Messenger RNA from Zea mays, 1284 nucleotides. RefSeq lists its product as uncharacterized. The record is from RefSeq and is a predicted model, not a curated record. The transcript has 7 exons. Gene Ontology annotation, cellular component: elongator holoenzyme complex. Bases 326 to 1075 code for a protein of 249 amino acids. Gene Ontology annotation, biological process: tRNA wobble uridine modification. NCBI's taxonomy places the organism in Eukaryota, Viridiplantae, Streptophyta, Magnoliopsida, Poales, Poaceae.